AUGCUCGUCCGGGUGACUGGCGUCAUUGUGAGAAUGAAGAGCAAAAAGCAGUUGUCUAAGCUGCCUGGCUUACGCAGGGAGAAAGAGAGCAAAAGGAAGGCGGAAGAAGAAGGCAAACCUCCCCGAGAGGAACCGGAAGCGAAGGAGGAAGAAGGAAAAGAAGCAGAAGAAGAAGAGGAAGAAAAGCCUGUCCUAGAAGAGGAACCUUCACCGGAAGCGGUAGUUUUCCCGCCAGAGGAACCUCCGAAAGAAAUAACUUUGCCACAAAUGCCUAUGCCACAAAUUCCCGUGCCAAGACCGAGACGGGCAUCGGGAAAAAAAGCCGCCGAGGAGGACGCAGACUUGGAAUCCACUAAAGGAGUUGCGGGCGAUACGAUGGCUAGAUUACAUGCAGAACUGGUUGCCCAGCAUGAAAUGAUGGAUAUCCAGUUGGCGACCGCGUUUCUAGCAAGGAAUCGAGUCCACGUAGUUGCCUUCGUUGUGCUUUUCUUAAUCCUAAUAAGGGCAAUUGUACUUCGCAGGGAGAGAGAGCGCAAAAGGAAGUCGGAAGAAGAAGGCAAACCUCCCCGAGAGGAACCCGAAGCGAAGGAGGAAGAAGGAAAAGAAGCAGAAGAAGAAGAGGAAGAAAAACCUGUCCUAGAAGAGGAACCUUCAACGGAAGCGGUAGUUUUGCCGCCAGAGGAACCUCCGAAGGAAAUAACUUUGCCACAAAUGCCUAUGCCACAAAUUCCCGUGCCAAGACCGAGACGUAAGCCAAAAGCGGAAGUUCCACCUGAAAAACAACCAGAGGAGCCUGGUGGCGAUGGAAUACCGGAUGAAGAAUUCAUAGAGAGGCCGAUAACUCGUUCGAGGACUCGGAAGGAGUUUGUCCGGAAGAAGGUGCCUCCUCCCGAGGCCCCUACCCAGGUGCAGCCAGGUAUUGAAGAGGAAGAGGAAGUGGAAGAAGAGCCUUUCCAACAACCGCCUCAGCCACCACUUGUAGAGCCUACUACAAUACCACCUACAUGGCCGCAGCUUCCAGAACAACCAGUGCCAGUUUUAGCGCCUGGCGUGCCAGAAGUGGCGUAUGUGGAGCCUUCUGUCCCUCCAGCAGUCGUCACUCCCCUGGAGAAAUGCUGGGCUAGCGAACCGGUUAAGGCGUCUAUAGGUACUCUGGGUUUCCUGGCAAAUGCCUCUAUAACUCUGAAACAGGAGAAUGAGGACCAGAUUUUGAUCUUGAGGAAGAAAACGUUGGACCGCUUGGCUGCGCUGGACAAAGCACUGAAAGAAGAUAUUCUAGUGUUCCAAAAGGUAUGGAUGAAGGGGAUGCUUCAGCUCGACCGGAUACCGCUGGAGGUGGAUGCAAAUUUUAUUCAGGAACUAAAUUUACUAUUGUCAAGGAGCCGUCAAGCACCUGUGGGGCUGUCACCUUCUGGAAUAACGGACAUAGAUAUGCAAUCCAUCAGAGAGAUGUUUGCUCAGCAACAUGAGGAUGUGCAAGCUCUCGAGACUGCGCAGGACUACGAUGGUGUUUCCGCUGCAACAGGGUUAGAACGGGCUUCAGAAAACUCGAGAGGCGCUGACGCAACUUUGUUCCCACUUCUGAUAUAUCCGUGCUACUCAGUGAAAGAGUGGUGCUUUUGUGACAGUUUUUGCAGUGCAGUGCCAGUUCUAGCGCCUGGCGUGCCAGAAAUUGCGUAUGUGGAGCCUUCUGUCCCUCCAGCAGUCGUCACUGUGCCGCCCCACGAGAUCCCAGAACUCGCACCUAUCCCUUGGUUCCUGGAAGAUGGGGAAAUGCAAAGGUUGAGGGCUCGGCGGAGCCUCUUUAGCAGUCUGGUAGACGUUGCGACCAGGAUGGUAGAUGAAUUACCGGGCAAUGAGGCACAAAGGAUUGUUAAGGCAUUGAAGAAGAAGUUGCAAACGGCUGAAAAGGCAGAAAGGGAAUACGAUAUUUCAGAGGGCCGCCGCGAUCCGAAUCUUCCAAGCAUUCGGAAGACGGCCAUCGAUGUAAUAAGCUCAUCCAUUGAGGGAUCCCGCGAUGGUCUACUGCAGCUGGUAAAUAUGGCAAAAGCGCACGGUGAGCAAGUGUUUAUGCACUGUUCUGAGAGGCUUUUUUUUACGAAUGUCGAGCGCUUCCGGAAGCCCCUGGAGAAAUGCUGGGAUAGCGAACCGGUUAAGGCUUCUAUAGGUACUCUGGGUUUCCUGGCAAAUACCUCUAUAACUCUGAAACAGGAGAAUGAGGACCAGCUUAGGAUCUUGAGGUCAGCACAAUUCGUAGACGAGUACAAACCACAUGCUUUCGUGGAUAUUUACGCAGCCAUUGCUGCCAUGAACUUCAAGAAGAGAACGUUGGACCGCUUGGCUGCGCUGGACAAAGCACUGAAAGAAGAUAUUCUAGUGUUCCAAAAGGUGUGGAUGAAGGGGAUGCUUCAGCUCGACCGGAUACCGCUGGAGGUGGAUGCAAAUUUUAUUCAGGAACUAAAUUUACUAUUGUCAAGGAGUCGUCGAGCACCUGUGGGGCAGUCACCUUCUGGAAUAACGAACAUAGAUAUGCAAUCCAUCAGAGAGAUGUUUGCUCAGCAACAUGAGGAUGUGCAAGCUCUCGAGACUGCGCAGGACUACGAGGGUGUUUCCGCUGCGUACGAACGAGCGAAGCUGUUCAACGAAAAGCUCAAAUACUUAUUGGAUGUGCAAAAGAACAAGUUGCAUGCAACCCUGGAGCGCCAGCCGCUCACCAAGGAAGAGGCGAACGCUGCGGCUGAGGCGAUGACGAGAUUUGCUGAAACUGCCCUCGACGAAGGCGAAGAUUGUUGGCGUUACUUGCAGAUUGUGAAUUCAGAGAUUAGCGGGAAAUAUGAAGAGGGGCCCGGCGUAUCUACUGGCAAGGCGUUGUUGCAAAUGCUGACAACCAAGAAAAAGGCCGGCACUGCUGAGUCAGGAGAGGCUGUUAUAAACCCUGACAGCGCUGUCGCGACUGGUGUGAAGCAGUAUUUUUCCGAGCUGUGGCGCCACAUAGACACUACGGCGAGGGACCACUGGAUAAGGGCGCAGGAUAUGCUCGAGAAGGUGAAGAAAGGGGCAAAGUACAAACUCGAUAAGGAGGGAUUUGGAUCCACUGCACUGGAUGCGAAGACGAACCUGAGGGUGGAGAUAGCGAGGACGAGAACAGAGGGAGCAAUUCCCUCGACGCUACUGCGAUAUUUUAGUAGAUUAGUAAAGGAACUUGAGUCGUAUGAUGAUACGGUAAAGGCUGUAUUCGUGUUUCCACUCCAGCAAGAAGCACCGGAGUGGCGUCAGAUAGGAAUUCUGAAGGAGAAGUUUGACUUUGAAAAGGCACUCGCCAGGGACAGUCAAAGCUCUGCCGCGGUGCCGGGACAUGCAGAUACAAUUCUGCAGACGUGCUUGCAAAUCCGGACGCUGUUCGAAUCAGCGAGGUCGGCUCAGCUUAAACAGGCAAUGGAGAAGCCGUACGCUGUUCUUCAUGGUGCAGAACAGGGUUAG
Molecule: messenger RNA, 3480 nt
Organism: Eimeria mitis
Lineage: Eukaryota; Apicomplexa; Conoidasida; Eucoccidiorida; Eimeriidae
Exons: 8
Coding region: 1-3480 (1159 amino acids)
Source: RefSeq, a predicted model, not a curated record